Messenger RNA from Gamsiella multidivaricata, 390 nucleotides. RefSeq lists its product as uncharacterized. The coding region runs from base 36 to 233 and encodes 65 amino acids. The record is from RefSeq and is a predicted model, not a curated record. The transcript has a single exon. NCBI's taxonomy places the organism in Eukaryota, Fungi, Mortierellomycota, Mortierellomycetes, Mortierellales, Mortierellaceae.
GGUCGGUUGUGCUGGACACGAACUGCCGAAAAUGAAUGAACGAGGGACAUGCACACACACACACACACACACAAACGAAUAGACUCUUAUCAAGAUACACUCCCGCACAGGAGCCCCCACUUCCGUACAGAGACAGCAACGUAGCCCACAAAGCGUCGCAGAUCAGGACGGACAGAAGGAGGCAGGAGGAGAUAAGGAGGGGGGUGAGCGAGAAAAGCACUUACAUAGUCUGAGGGAGUAAAGUGGCUGUAGAAAGUGAGCGUGGAGGAUGGAGGAUGGAGGACGGAGGAUGAAGGAUGGAUGCUUGGGGGAGGAGAGAGAGAGAGAAAUAAGGGAACUCGCAGGGAAUCAGGAAAUAAAGAGAGAACAAAAGAGAGGAGUGAAGGAGAG